AUGAACAUGACAUAUAAGUCUGAGAUAUCUUUACGGCGUGUCAUCCAAAGUGGCACUCCAAUCUCGUACAAAAUGAACGGAGAAACUGCGCCAAGCUUGGCUAGUGCUACGCAUAUCGAUAUCCCCCCGCAUUCCUUCCCAAAAUCUACGCCGACACGCUUCCUAAGACCUGGAGCUUCACAAUCUAGUCACCCGACAUCCAAUCCCGAUGACUUCUUCUCGCUGGAUGCUGUUUACCUUGCAUGGUUGCUCAAAGAUGCGCCAGGGGCGGAAUAUAUGAAGGCAGUGCGAGAGAAUGGGCUUAUGGUCGGGUUCGUGAGCGUGACGGAGAGGAAGGGACUCGUUGAGUGGUUGGAGGGUAAGAAGGUGGAGCAUGAGAGGAUCGUCCCGCUAGCAGGCGAGGGUGGGUCGACAACACCGCCCGGUUCACCACCUCAUGCUGGGUCAAGCACGACCGCACGUACGUUGCCCAGAUCCGCGCUAUCCGGAGACACGGGCGCCACACCUGUGAAGCGGAGAUACGUGGCAGAUCCUCAGGACGUGGAGGUAGUGAAGAAGAUCAAAGCCAGUGAGAUCGAACUGCGGGAUCGAAAUACAGUUCUGCGCGGUAUCAAGCCGAACAAUUUUGCGAGUGUCAGAGACAUGUUCGCGGAGAAAUUAAAGAAACUGAAAGAGUCUGGCAAGCCGGGGGCACCUGCAACGGCUGCUGCACCCGCUGUUGACCCAAAGCUGCAGGCUCGGAAAGCUCGCAAUAUGUAUCCUAUCAUCAUGAUUUCGUCGUCACCGACUGCGCUGAUCACGAUGCAUAAUGUCAAGCGGUUCCUGCAAGAAGCCGUAUUCGAACCAUCCGCAGAAGCCCGCGCUCGCGCCACAGCCGAGGGUAACACCAAACCCGAGGACCUGCUCGCUAUAUACAGGACGCUCACCCAUAUAUCGCCGUCGGGAAAGCAGACCACGUCGCAGGCUCGGUACUUUGUGGUCGACUCGGUGGAAGCCCUGUCGAAGUUCGGUAACGACGCUUGGGAUCGCGUCGUCUGCGUCAUGACGACCGGCCAAGCCUGGCAGUUCAGGCCGUACAAAUGGAAUGACCCUAGGCAGCUGUUCCAUCAUGUCAAGGGUAUAUACUUCUCGUGGACGAACGACCCCCCGAACCCGAAAAUAAAAGACUGGAACGUCACUGAAUUGAAGAUCGACCCUCACAGGCGACAUGUUGACAAAUCGGUUGUCGCGCAUUUCUGGAAAACACUCGAUACGUGGACCCUUGCCAACAAGCCAUGGUUGAUACAGAAUCCAUGAUAUGUUUGGUGAAGUCCUUCGCUUCUAUUUGACUUUCCCUCUAUCCGCUUUUGCGUAUGUUUUUCCUUGUUUAUAGAUGACUCCCAUUCCAGUACCUGUAUCAUUCAUCGACCUCUUAACUUGUAGUGUGCCACGUCCCUCCAUAUCGACCCCUGCGCUGUCCGCACAUCCUACGCUUGCCUCUUCCUGAACAGUACCUUGGCUUUCAUAUCAGGUACGCAGGCUGUCGCGAAGUAGGUAUUGACGGGCCGGACGUUGUCCGGGAACCUAAUGUCGUAUAAGGAGACGACAUGCG
Molecule: messenger RNA, 1591 nt
Organism: Gloeophyllum trabeum ATCC 11539
Lineage: Eukaryota; Fungi; Basidiomycota; Agaricomycetes; Gloeophyllales; Gloeophyllaceae
Product: RNA polymerase II-associated protein
Exons: 9
Coding region: 1-1296 (431 amino acids)
Biological process (GO): transcription elongation by RNA polymerase II; positive regulation of transcription elongation by RNA polymerase II
Cellular component (GO): Cdc73/Paf1 complex
Molecular function (GO): RNA polymerase II complex binding
Source: RefSeq, a predicted model, not a curated record